This is a messenger RNA of Endocarpon pusillum Z07020, 357 nucleotides long. RefSeq lists its product as uncharacterized. The coding region runs from base 1 to 357 and encodes 118 amino acids. Lineage: Eukaryota; Fungi; Ascomycota; Eurotiomycetes; Verrucariales; Verrucariaceae. The transcript has a single exon. Gene Ontology annotation, molecular function: tRNA (cytidine-N3)-methyltransferase activity. The record is from RefSeq and is a predicted model, not a curated record.
AUGGAGGAGAAUUUCUACGUCCGGGGCGAUGGGACCAGGGUCUAUUUCUUCGAGGCUGACGAGUUGAGAGCGCUUUGGGCUGGUGGUAACCACGAAAAGGGAGGAGGAGAAGGGAGUGCGGGAGGAGGUGGUGGAGGAGGAGGAGGAGGAGGAGGAGGAGAGGGAGGUGAGAAGGAGGUGAGAUCAUCCCCGGGCUUUGAGAUUCUGGAUCUGGAUGUGGAUCGAAGGUUGAUCGUGAAUCGGCAGAAGAAGAUCAAGAUGUACCGGUGCUGGAUUCAGGGCCGGUUUAGGAAGGGGCUGGAUUCCUCCUCCUCGUCGAUAGAGGUGGUGGAUCAGAUAGAUCAGCAGACUGGUUAA